Messenger RNA from Morchella sextelata, 1950 nucleotides. RefSeq lists its product as uncharacterized. The record is from RefSeq and is a predicted model, not a curated record. Lineage: Eukaryota; Fungi; Ascomycota; Pezizomycetes; Pezizales; Morchellaceae. The coding region runs from base 1 to 1950 and encodes 649 amino acids. The transcript has a single exon.
AUGGCACUCCCGGCUCAAAGGGCCAUCAUGAGCUAUGGCUCUAUCCUCGGCCUCGUCUUUGCUCUCUUCACGGCGUCCGCUCAAGCCAAGAUCAUCAACGACUGUCGUCUUAUUGACGAUGAUGGAUCGGACGUGGGCGAUGUAUCCAAGCUCAGCACAGAAAGAAUUGAAACCACAGGCUGGGUCGGUGAGCCGGAUACGCGAGGCUCCAUGACCAUCGUCACUACCUGUCUUGUCACAUUAGGCCUGUGCGUUUGGACGUCGAUACAUGUGAAUGUUCAGAUCAAUCAGCUACCCUUCUAUCGGCUUAGACAUAAGGUGACGACUUCUAUCACGGCGCUGCUAUUCCCUAACGUUGUGGUGCAAAGAGCCCAUGAUGAGUGGGCAGAGAUGACACGGCUGUAUGAGGCUUUGGCAAAUAUAAAACACAUACACGAGGCGACAAAGGCAGCGGUGGCAAAGGAAGCCACCGAGAAAUCAGGAAAAGAUGCGGUAACCCAGUUAGAACCAGUCCCGGUCGAGGGUCCGUCCCUGUGGAUGAGGUUCAAGAGAUGCAUUGGAAUGCUCCCAAAGGAUCCAAAUGCCAACCCCAACUAUCCCUUCAGCAAAGAGGUCUGUUUCUUUGUCGUUAUGAACGGUUUCAUUAGGAAAGAAGUGAGCGAGGAGAAGGACGAGAAAGGCAAUCCCCUGCCCAAUAUCAUCACCCCCGAAGACUUCUUCAACGCCUAUGCUAGAAACCCCGAAAAGUUCCCCGAGUUGAUCAAGGAGAAGGAGAUCCUCGACAAAGGCAACGCAAGUAACAUCGCAAAGCUCAUUAUCCUCGCACAGGUCACCAAACUCGUGUUGCAGAUGAUUGGCCGAAAGCUCAUGGGCCUGUCUGUCGCGGUGCUUGAGCUCCACAUAUUUGUCCACAUCCUCAUUGCUGGUCUACUCUACUCGUAUUGGUGGUAUAAGCAGCUAGACGUUAACGAACCUAUGGUACUCAAUAUUGGGGAGCGGUACUGGGCCCCGGACCGUAUGUGGUGUUAUUACUCGGACCAUGCUCUCCAGGCUACAGGAUGGUACCAACGCUUCAAGCAAAGACAGAACUCAUUACUACGGUUCGGGAUUCAAUACCCAGGCAAGGCACCUACAGACGAUAAGGUCAAGAUCCCGAUCACCGCUGCUCAUUGGCAUCAUGCGGUCAAACAGAUUGAUGCGAUGCGUUUCGAAGGUCGGACUGGGGCGCUAAAAACUGCCGACCCCCUUGACCCAUCAAAUCGCCCCCCGUCCCGAAUAAACCAUGAUCAGGAAACACGGCGGAAUGAAGCUACCACCGGAGACGCCCAGCCGGAUUCGAUCAUGACCGCGGAGCUGGCUCGUAGAGGCUCCUCUUCCUCCUCCUCCUCCUCCUCCUCCUCCUCCUCCUCCACCCCAAAGAAACGCGCUCUCGAGAAUCGACGUGGCUGUGCAGCUGUCCCCAAUACCCUUGAUGCAGUGGCCAAGUUUGAAAGAAAUAGACGUGCCAUGUGGUUCUACAUCGUUUACGCAGGCUUACACGCCAGUGUUUGGGGCAGGGAAUACUUUCCGACUUAUAUUGAAAAGUGGGUCUGGCGAGGCGCUUGCAUCGGGGUAGCGGGCGUGCCUGUAUUGGUUGUCGUGCUUGAAUACUUUAAAACUCUGUGGAAGAUGAGUCAUGAUCCAACCCGAUAUUCACGAUAUUCAAUCAGAAUUCUCGAUAUUAACAUUGCGGAGAAGGGCGGAAAGAGCGAAACGGCUGAGCAGAAGGAAGAGAAGAAAGGCAAGGAGAGUAUGUUGAGAAGGUUAUUCACUCUGAGAGGGCUUCUGGAGUUGGUAUAUCUCUUUGCAUCAGUUGCAUUGUUAGCAGAGUCAUUUGCCAUCCUCCGGCGGGAGGACUACAGGACAUAUGAGAUCAAGUCGUGGACCGCAGAGCUGCCCGGAGGCAGCUAA